Messenger RNA from Aspergillus affinis, 1119 nucleotides. RefSeq lists its product as uncharacterized. The record is from RefSeq and is a predicted model, not a curated record. The transcript has 9 exons. The coding region runs from base 1 to 1119 and encodes 372 amino acids. NCBI's taxonomy places the organism in Eukaryota, Fungi, Ascomycota, Eurotiomycetes, Eurotiales, Aspergillaceae.
AUGAAUCCACACACGCUCGAUGUACGGGACAUCGACCCUGGGUCGAGACAGGCUACGGUAUUUGGGGUCGGGAUUGGAUUUAUGGCUUUCAUUACUGUUGUUUUGAGUCUUCGAGUGUAUGCACGUGCGGUGAUUCUGCGUGCGAUGGGUGUGGAUGAUGUAUUCAUAGUGAUUGGAACGACUCUCACUUUUGGACUAUCAAUCUCGUCAAUAAUUGCGGCCUACUAUGGGGUUGGCAGACACAUCGAUGAUAUUCCCGAGAACGAUUUUACUCCCAUGCUGAAGGCCAUAUGGGCCACUCGAAUUGUCUAUAUAACCGGCCUCCUAUUCAUUCGGCUCUCCCUGCUAUGGUUCUAUCUUCGCCUUGACCAACGUCCUCUAAUGAGUUGGUCCGUCUAUCUACUCAUUUUCAUCAACGUCGGCCUCUCCGUCUCGAGUGUCAUCGUCACUCUCGCUUCAUGCACGCCGCCUUCGAAGUUUUGGAACCUGAGCGGAACUUCACCGGGUAAAUGCAUGGACCCGGAUGCGCAGCAAAUAUUCUAUGAGGCAAACGGUAUUCUGAAUAUCAUCUUGGACAUUCUUAUUUAUAUUGUUCCCAUGCCGACCUUGUGGGGUGUGAAGAUAUCGAAUCGUAGGAAGGGCGCUCUAUUCGGCAUCUUUGGUCUAGGGAUUCUUUCCAUUGCAGCCGGUUGCGUGCGAUACGACUUCGUCAAAAAGCUUGCCCACAACAAAGACCAGUACUACUACCUCGCCGAUUCGCUUAAUUGGUGCAGUAUCGAAUGCUACGUUGCCAUAUUCUGCGGCUCCGCGCCCGCCCUUCAAGUCAUCAUUAAGACCUACGCACCCCGCGUUCUCGGGACUUCCAACGCCCAGAAAUACGAUAGCCAGAGAAACACCCCCGGACAAAGGUAUUCGAACCGCAUGAGCACAAUGUACAAGAUGAGUCGCCAUCGACGACUAGAGACCGAUCACGGAGGCAGCCAGGAUGCGAUUGUCUCCGCCGGGGCGCCGGGGAAUGGGAUCGUGAUGAAGACGGACAUCAGAAUGGAGGUUACGGAUCCGGACUCCGAUGAGGGAAAGAGAAUGGAUACGGGCUUUCGUGUAGAUUUUGGGCGAUAA